CCGUCUCUGUAGAGAACAGUUCAGGAUACGCGCUAAAGGCAAGCGACGAACUUUGGCACGAGAGAAACUCCGUUAGACCCGAGAGCGCACAGCCAGAUUCAGAGAAGACCCGACUCUAGGAAUCUAUCAAAGGGACAACUUUAUCAUACUUUCCGCAUCAAACUCCCAACAUUUCAUAAAGUUUGUGUGCUUACACAACAUUGUGUGCUGCUGCAAGACAACAAAAUAAUAGCUACAAUAAAACAGCCAACUAUUAUUUCUACCCAGGCACACUUUUCUCUGGAGGGAUUUUACCCAAGAGAAUAAGGAUGAAGCAGAUAUGUGGAUGUUAUGGUUUGAUGUGGCUGGUUUUGGGGGUAGUAGGACAGAAGCUGCCCACGCGAGAUGAAGGCCUCUUCCAGAUGCAGUUUAGGGAUAAAUCUCAGUUUCACGACUCCUCUGUCCUGCCCGAUGGAGCCGAGAUCAGUGGAUAUCUGUUCAGGGACACACCCAAAAGGUAUUAUUUUGUGGUGGAGGAAGACAACACCCCUCUGUUAGUGACAGUGACGCCUUGCGAUGCUCCCCUCGAGUGGAGACUGACGUUGCAAGAGCUCCCAGAGGAGCACAGUGGAGAAGGAUCAGGUGAGCCAGAACCUCUGGAGCAGCAAAAACAGCAAGUCACAGUCAGUGAGGGUAACGAACUCUUCACCUACAAAGGAAAUGACGUUGAGUCAUUCAUCGCCACCAGCUCUCCUUCAGGCUUGUACCAGCUAGAUAUCCUCUCAACCGAAAAGGACAGCAACUUCAAGAUCUAUGCUACCACAACUCCAGAGUCCGACCAGCCCUACCCAGACCUGCCUUAUGACCCCAGAGUUGAUGUUACUGCACUGGGUCAUACUACAGUCACGCUAGCUUGGAAGCCCACUCCUACAGGCUCUAUAAUGGGCCAACCGAUCCAUUACUGUGUGGUAAUUAACAAGGAGCACAAUUUCAAGAGUUUGUGUGCAGCGGAAGCCAAAAUAAGUUUGGAUGAUGGCUUCAUGACUGUUCCAAAACCAGGCCGGGACUUCAGCCCAUUUGACUUUGCUAUUUUUGGUUUUCUCCCAUCUGAUAAUGAUUUUAGUAAGGAUCGCUCCCUUACCACCAAUCGAGCUCAGAGCAAUAAGAUGAGUCGCACAUAUGUACCUAAGCCCAAGGUUUUAGACAUUCAGAAGAUCUGCAUGGGCAACAAGAACAUUUUUACAGUGUCAGACCUAAAGCCUGACACGCAACACUACUUUGAUGUGUUUGCCGUGAACACUGGCACCAAUUUGAGUACUGCGUAUGUGGGUACCUUUGCCCGCACCAAGGCAGAAGCCAAGCAAAAGACUGUGGAACUCAAGGAUGGGAAAGUAUCCAACAUAUUCAUCAAGAGAAAGUCUAGCAAAUUCCUUCAUUUUGCACCAGUGUCCUCUCAUAAGCACGUCACGCUCUAUGUCCACACCUGUUUGGAUGCAGUGCAAGUUCAGGUGCACCGUGAUGGGAAGCUUGUUCUUUCUCAGAAUGUUGAGGGUGUUCGUCAGUUCCAACUCCGUGGCAAGCCCAAAGCCAAGUACCUGAUUCGUCUACGAGGGUCACGUAAGGGCGCUUCCACUUUGAAAGUGCUAGCCAGCACCCGUGCUGGAGGAAAGCAACCUUUCCCCGCAUUACCCGAGGAUACCCGCAUCAAGGCUUUCGAUAAGUUGCGUACCUGUUCCUCCAUCACCGUGGCUUGGCUUGGCACUCAGGAGCGCAACAAGUACUGCAUUUACCGACGCGAGGUCUCUGAAAGUUACGGCGAAGUGCAUCGACGGCGUGAGCAGAACCAGUGCACUGGACCAGAGAGCCGUCGCAAGUCCGAGAAGGUGCUUUGCAAGUACUUCUACAGCGCCAACCUGCAAAAGGCCGUCACCACAGAGACCAUAACUGGCCUCGAAGCAGGAAAGAGCUACCUCCUGGAUGUUUAUGUGGUGGGACUCAGCGGCCACUCAGUCAAAUACCAGAGUAAACUGGUGAAAACAAAGAAGUACUGUUAAAAAACAGAGAGACUCUUAAGCAUAGACUCUGUACAUAAGUAAAUAUAUUAUAUAUAUAAUGAGAAAAAAAUAUGUUUAUUUAACUCGAAGUGAUAUUCUACUAAGGAGAGUUUUGCAGACUGACUACUUGCACACAAUGCUAAUGCUAACUACGCAUGUGUUGCAGUUUCCAAACUGCCUGUAGAGUUUGAUAUCAACCUCUGUAUUUAUGUUUACAUUACCGAGUCGAAGUCUGAUGCUCUCAGAUGACCUUAGGCACCUGAAGGGUUUUUCUCAGGGGGUGCCAUCGCUGUUGCCAUGGAAAUUGGAGUUUUGAGGAGCCACAGUUCUCUUUUGGCUACUGCAUGCACCAUUUGUCUGCCGUAUGUCUAUGUUCUUUCUGUUUGUUUUAGUUUUUAAACCAGCUAUCGCAGAGGUAGAUCCAUGAUUCCUUCUCUCCGCUCACCUGCCCUGUAUUCAAAAUAUGGUUUAGAUAAUUGUUUUUAUUAUUUCAUACUUUUAUUUUUUUUAGAUAUUAUUUUGGGUUAUUGACAAUAAUUAUUAGUGAUAAAAAGUUUUUUAAAUCUAUAUGAAAGUCGACGUUGUUGAAACGUUUUCCCACUGUCAGUUUCUGUGUAUAACGUAUAGUGUGUAAAUGUGUUUCUUCGUCUCAUGUACAGAUUUUUCUCAUUCAAUAUUCAUGUACAUAAUACACUAAAUAUAGACAUCUGUAAUCCCAGUGGUGCUGUGUUUUUCUGCCAAAAUGAUGUGCAAGUUGGACACUGAAUGUGUGUGUUUUUGUGAUGUAGUAAAGAAAAGAUAUUUAGCGCAUCAGAGUCAUAGCCUUGGGGUUGGUUUACUGCUCUGACACAUUGACCUGUGGUGUUCAUAAGAGUUUGAGUCUGGCUUGCUACAUUUGCCAAUCAUAUCCCUGCCUUCUCUACCCAUUAUUUCCUGUCAUAUUUACACUAUUACUAUUAAAGGGUCAUGAAAUCCACCUAUUUCAGCACUGGUCCUUCACACCUCAGCUUUGAAAAAAAGUCUUAAAAAAUGGCUGUGGAAAGGUGGGGGGAAUUUCAUCGUAGAGUUAUCUAAGGCUGUUCAGUCUCAUAAAUAAUGUUAUCCAUGAGAC
This is a messenger RNA of Xyrauchen texanus (razorback sucker), 3144 nucleotides long. RefSeq names its product protein NDNF-like. Gene Ontology annotation, biological process: extracellular matrix organization. Gene Ontology annotation, molecular function: protein binding. The coding region runs from base 309 to 2033 and encodes 574 amino acids. The transcript has 4 exons. The record is from RefSeq and is a predicted model, not a curated record. Lineage: Eukaryota; Metazoa; Chordata; Actinopteri; Cypriniformes; Catostomidae.